Molecule: messenger RNA, 470 nt
Organism: Phalaenopsis equestris
Lineage: Eukaryota; Viridiplantae; Streptophyta; Magnoliopsida; Asparagales; Orchidaceae
Exons: 1
Biological process (GO): sphingoid catabolic process
Cellular component (GO): endoplasmic reticulum
Source: RefSeq, a predicted model, not a curated record
CAACCUAAAAAUCUCUUACAGACUGUUCAAUCCCAGAGAAGCGAAUCGAUUUGAGCCAAAUCGAAGAUGGGGAAAGGAUUGCUUGAUCUAGAGAAGCAAUUCUCCUUCUACGGUGCGUAUCACAGCAACCCGGUGAACGUUCUCCUCCACAUCAUAUUCGUUUGGCCCAUCUUUUUCACCUCCCUCAUCCUAUUCUAUUUCACCCCUCCUCUUUUUCAUCUGCCGGUCUUCGGUGGCCUCGACCUCAACUUCGCCUUCAUCUCCGUUGUCUUCUAUUCCCUCUUCUACGUCGCACUCGACAAGAAGGCCGGAUCGCUCGCCGCUCUCCUUUGCUUCCUCUGCUGGUUCGGAAGCCAAGCCCUCGCUGCUGCUCUCAGCUUCUCUCUCGCCUGGAAGGUUGAAUCCCUUUGCUUCUCUUUUUUGGUUUUGUUUGCUUCUUUGAAAUUGGAUUUUCUUAUCUUUGUUUUUUG